Molecule: messenger RNA, 330 nt
Organism: Didymodactylos carnosus
Lineage: Eukaryota; Metazoa; Rotifera; Eurotatoria; Philodinida; Philodinidae
Source: the annotation of a GenBank genome assembly
AUGCCUACAGAGGGGCUCGAAACUCAAAUAGAACGAGUAAAAAUCGUCUAUCUGAAACUUCCGACUACUCGUCGCUUCCAUCAUAUGCUUUUUAAGCAACUACAAAUUUUGAAAUCUUCUGAUGAUUCGAAUGGCGUCAGAAUUGAUGAAUUAACGGCAAAUGCAGAUGAGCAAUCAGUUGUAGUUUGUUUACAGAUAGUUCUAUUCUUAUCAGGAAAAGUUCGUCAACAACGUUCAUCAACUCGUGCUGCUACGGGAGGUGUUGAGAAUGAUGAUGAUGGUCGUGGUGUUAAUCAUGAAAAUGACGGUGGUAAUGGAGGAGGUUUUUAG